This is a messenger RNA of Penicillium canescens, 303 nucleotides long. RefSeq names its product COX assembly mitochondrial protein. The coding region runs from base 1 to 303 and encodes 100 amino acids. The record is from RefSeq and is a predicted model, not a curated record. The transcript is spliced from 2 exons. Lineage: Eukaryota; Fungi; Ascomycota; Eurotiomycetes; Eurotiales; Aspergillaceae. Gene Ontology annotation, cellular component: mitochondrion.
AUGCAUUCUCACUUGCACACUCCGUAUAACGUCAACUGCGAGGAGAUCAUGACUGCCCUCGACGAAUGCCACGCCAAGGGAUUCCUCCACAAAGCUAUCGGGAGCUGUAACGAUAUCAAGCGCGACGUUAACAAAUGUCUUUCCGGGGAGCGCUACGAGCGCGCAAAGCGCAACCGAGACCAGGCUCGCGGCAACCGCAAGCGUGUCGAAGAGAUCUGGGCAAGGGAGAGAGAGCUUGAGCAGGGUAUGUCGAAUGCCGCUGCUGCCGCCGCAAAUACCACGAAUGCUGGCGCGAAGCAAUAA